Messenger RNA from Aspergillus pseudonomiae, 902 nucleotides. Its product is annotated as GNAT family N-acetyltransferase. The transcript has a single exon. Lineage: Eukaryota; Fungi; Ascomycota; Eurotiomycetes; Eurotiales; Aspergillaceae. The record is from RefSeq and is a predicted model, not a curated record. Gene Ontology annotation, molecular function: acyltransferase activity, transferring groups other than amino-acyl groups. The coding region runs from base 81 to 809 and encodes 242 amino acids.
GUUAUCUAUAUCCCUAAAGCAAACACUACACCUCCACCGACGAAAACCUAUCCCAAAUAUAGUACAAAUUCUAACUCAACAUGCCCGACACAGUCCAAAUCCGCCGCAUAACACCCCCGGACAUCCCGCAGAUGGCCCAGCUCGCCUCCACAGCCUACUUCCACACGCCCCUCAGCCAAUUCCUCAGCCCACACCGCCAUACCUACCCAGCGGACUUCACCCGUCGCUUCGCCCAGUCGAUGCGCGCCCGCUACUAUAACCCCAGGUGCAUCGGCUUCGUCGCCGUCUCUGCCUCCGACCCAGGUACACCAGUGGGGUAUGCGCAGUUCAUCCGUCUGGGCGAGGACAAGGCCGCACGGGACCUCAUCGCGGCGCAGAGCUCCAUCUGGAAUACGCUGCGCCGGUGGUGGGUGACCGUCCGGACGUGGAUUGAGACUCUCGUGCGGCCGGAUCGGUCGGUGGAUGCGGAUGCAGUGGCCGAGUUUGAGAAGGCGGUUGAGGAGGAUAAUGUGCGGUUCUGGGAGUCGGCGGAGAUGAAGCGCUUGUAUGGCGAGAGGUGGCAUGCACAGAGCGUGGUUGUCUCUGCGGACUGGAGGCGCAGGGGCAUUGGGAGGCGGUUGAUGGGGGAGGCGAUGCGGCGGGCGCAGGAGGAGGGAGUGGUUGUUGGACUCGAGGCGAGUGGCGAUGGGGAACAGCUUUAUCGCAGCUUGGGGUUUGAGUUGAGGGGCAGGUUUUGUAUGAUUUUGGGGAGCGAGGAUGGGAAUGUGGGUGGGAUUAUGAUGUGGAGGCCUACGGGGGAAGUGGAUUGAUAUUUGGUGCUAAAAUUCGUUGGAUGUCCAUAUAUGUUACAUGGUGGUUUGCAGGUAGGUGUGUUGUAGGUAGGGUUUAAUGUAGAAGUGAAG